Molecule: messenger RNA, 2937 nt
Organism: Hypoxylon fragiforme
Lineage: Eukaryota; Fungi; Ascomycota; Sordariomycetes; Xylariales; Hypoxylaceae
Product: vacuolar protein sorting-associated protein 11
Exons: 7
Coding region: 1-2937 (978 amino acids)
Biological process (GO): endosome organization; vacuole organization; vesicle-mediated transport
Cellular component (GO): endosome; HOPS complex
Molecular function (GO): metal ion binding; protein-macromolecule adaptor activity; protein binding
Source: RefSeq, a predicted model, not a curated record
AUGGCUCUGCUUUUGUGGAAAGCAUUCGAUUUCUUCGAGGUCAGUCAGGUUAAGCUCGGAGACGACGAGACGCGAUCCUUCUUCGAGAACAACGAAAUAUCGAGCGUAUGUUCAGGAUCCGACAGUUUAUUCCUCGGAAGCGACAAUGGAUAUGUGCGAAUUAUCGGACCAAGCUGGAAAGUUGUCAGAAGCUUUCUUGCCCAUGAAACUGGUCGUAUUACCCAUAUGCGCCAGGUCGAGGGUACAAGCUUGUUAGUUACAGUCUCGGAAGAUCUAAGCAACGAGCCAGUAUUGAAAGUCUGGGCACUUGACAAGCCAGUAAAGAAGACGGGAUUGCCGACUUGUUUGAGUACAUUAAACAUACACAACGGCCGAAAACAGUUUCCAAUUUCCUCUUUCACCGCUCUUGAAGACCUAUCACAACUCGCUGUAGGCUUUGCCAACGGGGCCGUUACAGUGAUACGUGGCGACCUAAUACACGACCGAGGCACGAAACAGCGGAUCGUCUACGAAUCCGAAGAACCUAUCACAGGCGUAGAAUUUGUGGCCGACCCCAAACUCACCACCCUAUUCGUCGCAACCACUUCCAAAUUUCUCAAAUUAGUCAUCUCUGGUAAAGGACAAGGGCAGCCUGCCAGAACCAUCGAUGAUGCUGGGUGUGCUGCUGGUUGUAUGACCGUAAACGAUAAAACUGGAGACAUAAUCGUGGUUCGAGAGGAUGCCGUCUACUAUUAUACGUUGGAAGGCAGGGGACUUUGCUUUGCCAAUGACGGAGCUACAAAUCUGGUCGAGACAUUCCAGGAUUAUGUCGCUCUCGUUUCUCCUCCCCCAGUAUCUGGAAGUGGAGCAUCAGACAGUAUUGGAAGACGGUUUGGAACGACUAAUACCGACUCCCUCUUCAAUGCUGCUAGAUUUACCAUGGUGGACCCAGCCUUGCAAAUAGUCGCCCAUUCAGAGUCUCUCAUCUCACAAGUCCAAGCCAUUUUCCAAAUAUGGGGGGAUCUAUUCAUUCUGACGCAAGACGGAAAAGUCAGUCGCUACCAUGAGAAAUCGCUGCAGCAGAGGCUCGAGCUAUUGUACCAGCGCAAUCUGUUUCCGCUUGCAAUCAACCUUGCGCAAAAGUCUGGCAUGGACUUGCAGCAACAGAAUAUCAUUUAUAGGAAAUACGGCGAUCACUUAUACCAGAAAGGGGAUUAUGAUAGCGCCAUGUCUCAAUACAUAAGAGCUAUCGACAACACGGAACCUUCGCAAGUCAUCCGGAAGUUCCUCGACACACAAAGAAUACAUAACCUAAUCGAGUAUCUUGAGGAGUUGCAUGAACACCACAAGGCUACAUCAGAUCAUACUACCUUAUUGUUGAACUGUUAUGCCAAGCUAAAGGAUGUCGACAAGCUGGAGAAGUUCAUCAAGUCGGAGGGAGACCUCAAGUUUGACUUGGACACUGCCAUAACUAUGUGCAGACAGGGCGGCUACUUUGAACAAGCUGCUUAUCUUGCGACGAAGCAUGGCGAGAAUGAUCUAGUAGUAGAUAUCCUCAUCGAGGAUUCGAAGAACUAUGCCGAAGCACUUGACUUCAUAUGGCAUCUAGAUGCUGAGACGGCAUAUCCAAAUCUGAUGAAGUACGCCAGGGUACUUCUAGAGAACUGUCCAAGUGACACCACCAAGCUUUUCAUCGACUACUAUACUGGCAAAUACAGACCAAGAGUUCAUUUGGCACCAGCCGCGGAGACACAGACCAUUUCAAGCGGUGGUCUCGCAGCUGGAGCUGCCAUUGCUGUACAGAAUCUUACAAGUCUACUUCCAUUACCAUAUAUGAACACCUCUUCGCUUCCUACGCCUACUGGUCAAGGAUCACAAGCAACUGGCAGUGAUGCAGGUGCCGGAGAUUCGGAUACCACGGAUCAGAAGUAUACCCCACCACCACCUAGAACCGCAUUCUCAUCUUUUAUCGACCACUCGGACGAGUUCAUCGUCUUCUUAGAAGCCUGUCUACAGGAAGAUUCACUCCAAGAAUCUGACAAAGUUGACAUUUACACAACACUAUUUGAGAUGUACCUCCACAAAGCUAGCGAGAGGAAAGGCAUGCAGAGAGAGGAAUGGGAGCUCAAAGCAAAGAAGCUGAUCGAGGGUCGCGAAGUCCCCAUCGAGAACUCAAAUGUGCUAUUAUUAUCACAUCUCUCAGACUUUCGGGACGGUACCACACUUGUUAAAGAACAGGCCGGACUGCUCUUUGAUAUCUUUCGGUCGUACACUUCAGCCAAGGAUACCCGGGGUGCCAUCAAAGCUUUGCGGAAGUACGGCGCCGAGGAGCCGCAACUGUAUCCCGCGGCGCUCGCCUACUUUACCUCGGACGCACGGAUCCUAGAGGAGGCCGGACCCGAGGAACUGGCCAAUGUGUUGCGCAAAAUCGAUACCGAUGGUCUGAUGGCCCCACUUCAGGUCAUCCAGACCUUAGGCUCCAACGCCGUCGCGACCAUGGGCAUGAUCAAGCCAUAUCUACACGAGACGAUCUCGCGCGAGCGCCGUGAGAUCGCCGCCAAUAGGCGACAGAUCAAUUCCUUCCGCAAAGAAACCCAGGCCAAGCGCGCGGAGAUGGCAGAGCUCGGCGCCAAGCCAGCCGUGUUCCAGGCUCAGCGAUGUCCUGGCUGCGGCGGCUUACUCGAGCUUCCCGCCGUGCACUUUUUAUGCAAGCACAGCUUCCACCAGCGGUGUCUGAAGCAGGGCGGCGACGACGGCAACGAGGUGGAGUGUCCCGUGUGCGCCGUCAACAACGCGGCCGUGCGCGCCAUGAAGCGCAGCCAGGACGAGAGGGCCGACCGCCACGACCUCUUCCAAGAUGCACUGAAGAAGAGUAGUAGUAGGGGCGAGGAGAGGUUCAAGGUUGUUGCGCAGUGGUUUGGGCAGGGCGUUAUGGGGGCUGGGGUCGUGGAGAGAUGA